UGUCAAGUUUUUCAUAUUCAGUAAGUCAUCAAUCAACAACUAUCGCAGCAUUUUAAUUGUGUUCAUUUCAAAUCAUCAGUAAAAUCAUUAGAAUGACGGAAGUUGUUAGACCAUCGACUGUAUUAAAAGAUAAUGUAAAAACUAAAACUAUAACCCUUUUUAUCAACGGAAAAAAUCAGCACUACAUGUGUGAAAUCAACCCAAUGGUAACGAAAACUUGGCCUGAAGUGCUUACUUUCAUGGGAUCCACUAUCAAUCCACAAUUUGGAUCUGUGAAAAAGUUAAUUGCAUUGAGUUCCUUACAACCAGUAAAUAGUUUUCACGCAUUAAAUUCGAAAGAAAAGUACAUUGUUCUUGGAGAGGGCGAAAAAUUCAAACGUGCUCCCAACGGUUACAUAAUUCCUUCUAAAGACGAUAACACAAAGAAAUCAAGAACUUCAUCUGUUUUACGGAAACUUGGAGCCGUAACUGAUAUAAAAACACGUCAGAUUAACAAAGAAUCGCAACAAGUGUCAAUUCCAAAAAAUGGAAUUAACACCAAUCUCAACGUAAAAGCGGGAUAUAGUAAUAACUCAGAAAUUAAAGCAGGACAACAAAAACCUAGCAAUGAUAAGAAGGCUACAAAUAGAUAUCUUUAUAAUUCGAAUCAACGCAAUACAAACCAAAAAGCAGGAACGCAGCAGAACAACAAAAUGGAUGCAAUUCAAAAGCGAUUUACCAAACCGAAUAAUGUAAACAACCAGUCUGGGAAAUACAGUUCCAAGGAAUCGACUCCAUGUGUCAACAAAGAAAAAACUAUUAGUGGAAAACCCAUAUCUCAACCCCAACGCAAACCUAUCAACAAAGGACUUGAUGAAUCAAAUCAAUCAAAUAUCCAAGAAUAUUCCCAUGAUGCAGUUAAUACUGAGACGAUAGAGCUUGUCCAUACCUGUGCAUCACCUAUAAAACCACCUUCUUCAGAAAUGAUACAUUCUACGACCUCUCCAUUUCAAAAGUUGAAUUACGUCGAAAAUACCAGUUCAACUAAGGAUAUAUACGAAAAGAAAAAUAUUUUCCAUCCUUCACCUACCACAAGUAUCAAAAAUAUAGCCUGGGCAGCUAAAGCGUCCAACAAUGAAUCGAAAUCGGAUAUGACUACAACUCAUCUAGCAGAAAUAUCUCCAAAUAAAGUACCGCAAGUGAUACCAAUUAAGAAACUUGUAAUUCCAUACGAAUCGAUAGCAGAACGAAUGGAAGACUUGAAAGUAACUAUUUUAGCUUGCAAACAUAACAUUUCGCAAAUAAACAAACGAAUUUAUGAUGAGUGUAAAAAAUAUGAGAAAACUACGUGUUUCGAAGACUUUUAUUCUAAAGAAAAAAAUACAAGACUUCCAAAGCCCAAUCCAAGUAAAAAAGCUAUUAAGGAUACUGCUUCGAUAGAAACCGUACAAAUGUAAAUAAUUUGGUUAUGCUAUAUUUCUACAGUUGUUUCUAGUAAUAAUUAACUAAUUUUUAACUAAUAAUUAUUAACGUAUACAGCAAAGCAAACCAAAGAAUAAUCAAGCAAGUAAUGAUAUCCUGAUAUCAUUUAAGUAACUUCCGUCAUUUUGUAAAAAAAAAUUAUCAGUCAGUAGCCGUACACAAUUCAACGAGGAAAAAAAUAUUUUGCAUGGAUAUUGCAGGCGAUAAUACUGGAUUUUCAGUUGCUACACAAUUGAAAAAUAAAGAAUUGUCUUAAUUAUUAUAAAUAUAAUUUGUUAAUCAAAAUUCUAAUUAUAUAUAAAUGAUAACAAAUAAAUAAAUCAUCUAUUGACUUUGU
Molecule: messenger RNA, 1798 nt
Organism: Diorhabda carinulata
Lineage: Eukaryota; Metazoa; Arthropoda; Insecta; Coleoptera; Chrysomelidae
Exons: 7
Coding region: 93-1436 (447 amino acids)
Biological process (GO): intracellular signal transduction
Source: RefSeq, a predicted model, not a curated record